GCCACGCCUACUAGCAGACUCAGCUGAAUUCCUUCUCUAAUUAUUGUUGUGUUCAUUAACUAGUCUAAUCCAGUUAGGAGCCUAGAGUGAGUUAAAGAUGGCUACUGGAAUGGAAGAGGAUCAAACAGAGUGGAAUGAUGGGCUCUCUCCUCCAGGGAAAGAUUUGACUAUAUCAAAUUUCUUUGACACUGAUGAGAAAGAUGUGACUGGAAUUAAUGUCUUUGAUACGAAAGCAAUGGACCAUGUCAUGAAAGAAUGGAGGAACGACGCACAUAAAUAUAUGAAGAAGAAAGGUGGUAGUAAAGAAGUGGAAGAGGUCAAACCAGAAGAGAUGGCUCUACAAAUUGGAGGAACUAUAUUAUCAGAAGGUAGACGAGGUAGGAUUAAAGAUGACAGGAGUGCCACUGACCCUCCGUUACCAUCACAAUCUUUAAAAGAAACUCCUAGGGACAGGUUCGUCACUAGUCCACCCGAAUUACGCUCAGUAGACCAAGCCACACCCAUUGUAGCCAUGCAACGACCAGUUCCCUCGUCAAUAUGGACUGUCCCUACAAUAAGAGAGACAGUUGAUCGUAUCCUGGUUGAUGAGCCGUUUGUCCUCGAGUGGUACAGGACACUGGACGAGAAGAAGGGGCUACUCAAGGAAGCCAUUUCAACUCAUGACGGUAACACCAUCAUCACGAUAGUCCUCUUCUUAAGAAGCACCCUUAGCAAAGCAAUGUUUGAAGCACUGCUACUCAGUUAUGUUGAAGCAGCCCAGCACUACUGUAGCUUCUUGAGGCAGAACACAGCCUGGGAACAACUCAAGAAUGUCUACUAUGUCUUGGGAGAGGAAAGAUAUGCCAUGCUACAGUACCAGUUGGCUCACAGUAAUGAGUCCAUUAAUUCACGUAUUAAUGCUGUGGAAAAAUGCGUCAGGUUAUUAAAAGAUAAGAGCUCAUUAAAGAAUGAACAGUACUACAUUGAAGAAUAUUGGAAUUUAUUGAAGAGACAGCAAAAGAUGGAAGAGGUACGUAAGGCGCUCCCUCCUUCAUCAGUCAACAGGUUUCAGAGUACUCCUUUGCUUGACUCCACCCUAGUGACCAGCCUAAUGUAUUGCUGUAGAUUUCACAUCAACGAUCAAGAUCCUAUUGUUAAUCCUGAGGUAUUUAAAAAAGAUUUCAAAAUAUCGGAGAAGCAGUACUUCAUUGUGUUACUGGGAUCACUCUGUGCCAGGAGAGACUGGCCAGCCAUUGAUACUAUACUGACUCCUAAAAGUUUUUCUGCAAAACUGGGUUUCGGUAGUAAAAUAAAAGCUCCCAUUUCUCUUCAACGAAUAAUCAGGAUAAUUGGAAAAAAGACUUACCUUGCUGAUGAAGAUUUUCUAGCGAAAUACAUAAAGCAGGUAGAUGAUCUUGAAUUGAGAUUAGAACUAGCAACCAAGUACCAGUGCUAUGGUGUGGGGAUUGAAGUGUUAAAAGGUUUUAAAGAUAUCGACAGGUUGAAGACUUACUUUGAUCAAAUUCCAGUUGAAAAACAGAGAAAAUAUCGCCCAGCUUUAGUUAAACUGUUCUCUUAAUUAAUUAAUUAUUAUUACUUUCAGCAGCAAUCCUUUCUUUAUAUUUCUUUUUACAAAAUGACAUCUUAAUACUGUAGUUUAAUCUAA
Messenger RNA from Amphimedon queenslandica, 1645 nucleotides. Its product is annotated as spermatogenesis-defective protein 39 homolog. Gene Ontology annotation, biological process: vacuolar transport; intracellular protein transport. The transcript has 16 exons. Lineage: Eukaryota; Metazoa; Porifera; Demospongiae; Haplosclerida; Niphatidae. Gene Ontology annotation, cellular component: cytoplasm. The record is from RefSeq and is a predicted model, not a curated record. The coding region runs from base 98 to 1558 and encodes 486 amino acids.